AUGAGCGUCCACUACAAAUUCAAGUCCGCCAAGGACUUCUCCACGAUCAAUUUCGAUGGCUCCUACAUUUCAGUCGGCGACUUGAAACGGGCCAUCGUGGAGCAGAAGAAGUUGGGCAAAAGUAUUGAAAACUUCGACCUCCAGAUCACGAAUGCACAAACCAACGGAGUCUUCGUGGCCAUCCUGCCACCCGCUUCUCCUCGUGCUGAUGGCGCCCACGGCUACUACUACUAG
Messenger RNA from Acanthamoeba castellanii str. Neff, 234 nucleotides. RefSeq names its product DWNN domain containing protein. The record is from RefSeq and is a predicted model, not a curated record. NCBI's taxonomy places the organism in Eukaryota, Discosea, Longamoebia, Acanthamoebidae. Gene Ontology annotation, cellular component: nucleus. The coding region runs from base 1 to 234 and encodes 77 amino acids. The transcript has 2 exons. Gene Ontology annotation, biological process: protein ubiquitination; mRNA processing; ubiquitin-dependent protein catabolic process. Gene Ontology annotation, molecular function: zinc ion binding; ubiquitin protein ligase activity.